Molecule: messenger RNA, 2308 nt
Organism: Clupea harengus (Atlantic herring)
Lineage: Eukaryota; Metazoa; Chordata; Actinopteri; Clupeiformes; Clupeidae
Gene: qkib
Product: QKI, KH domain containing, RNA binding b
Biological process (GO): regulation of mRNA splicing, via spliceosome
Cellular component (GO): nucleus
Molecular function (GO): mRNA binding
Source: RefSeq, a predicted model, not a curated record
GGCUUGCGAACCCAGGCGAAGCAAAGCGAGACGGUUAGUGAAGACCGACUGCCUGCCACAGCGGAGCAGCUCUGUUACCGGGAGUGCGAGACAAGAGAGACAGACGUUUCUAGUGUUAGAUCCGGAUACCCACACACUAACACCACGGACGCAAGUCAAUUUGCGCUCGGGAAGAGAACACCUUGCCGUUUUCACGAUUGUCGACAAGAGGAAGUGAAGGACAAUUCUUUUGGUGGGAGACAGAAGAUUUUAAAUCGUAGGCUUCACCAGCUGUGGACACGCGGGAGUUUGGCUACUGCUUCAGUUCAUUCCGAGUAACUUGUGGAUUUAGGGCAAAAACCAUUCAGCGGAAAUCACGCUACCUCGUCCGUUCCUUUCCAUUUUGUUUGUUUAUUUCUUCGUUUAUUUAUUCCCCCCUUACACCUGGUCCUACAACAUCUGACAAACGAUCGAACAGAAUUGUUGUGCAGUGCGUAAAGGAAUUGGCAGCACUAACAGGAGACUGGCUCAUUGCAUUUGCCGUUGAGAGACAACAGAGAGAAUCGGACUCGGACUGGUUCUGUCCUCUAUUUUUUUUUGUAUCUUAUUUAUUCAUUUCUACGCAGGUUGUAUUUAUUUAUCAGCUUCGGUGUACUUUUGGACUCGAUCGCGAUCUGGUUGGAAUAUGGUGGGGGAAAUGGAGACGAGAGAGAAGCCGAAGCCGAGCCCAGACUAUCUGAUGCAGCUGAUGAACGAUAAAAAACUGAUGAGCAGUUUGCCCAACUUCUGUGGGAUUUUCAACCACCUAGAACGCCUGCUUGAUGAAGAAAUCAGUCGGGUGCGGAAGGACAUGUAUAACGACACGCUGAACGGCAGCAUGGAGAAGCGGAACCCUGAGCUUCCAGACGCCGUCGGACCGGUGGUGCAGCUUCAGGAGAAACUCUACGUGCCUGUUAAAGAGUACCCCGACUUUAACUUCGUGGGGCGGAUCCUGGGUCCACGGGGCCUCACGGCCAAACAGCUGGAGGCUGAGACCGGCUGCAAGAUAAUGGUGCGGGGGAAAGGCUCCAUGAGAGACAAGAAGAAGGAGGAGCAGAACCGGGGAAAGCCCAACUGGGAGCAUCUGAACGAGGACCUGCACGUUCUCAUCACGGUGGAGGACGCCCAGAACAGGGCCGAGAUCAAGCUCAAGAGGGCCGUGGAGGAGGUCAACAAGCUACUGGUGCCUGCAGCGGAGGGAGAGGACAGCCUGAAGAAGAUGCAACUUAUGGAGUUGGCCAUCCUGAACGGCACCUACAGAGAUGCCAAUAUCAAAUCACAUUUCAGUGGUGGCCACUACCCAAGUCAACAGUCAACAGUCAUGCACGCUGCCCUUGCCUUCUCUCUUGCAGCCAGUACCCAGGCUCCUCGCCUCAUCACGGGUCCUGGCCCCGUCCUGCCCCAUAACGCCAUGCGCGCCCCCACCCCCGCAGGCCCCACCCUCAUGCCUCUCAUCCGCCAGAUCCAGACGGUCAUGCCCAACGGCUCUCCGCACCCCGGCGCCACGCUGGUUCAGCAGGGACCCGAGUCGGGCGGGUUGAUCUACGCCACGCCGUACGACUACCCGUACGCUCUGGCGCCCGCGGGCUCGCUGCUCGAGUACCCCCUGGACUCCAGCGGGGUGCUAGCGUCCUCAAAGGCGGAGGAGCUGCCCGUGUACCUGGGCUUCCACACCUGUCACCUGCCUCUGGCCGUGAGCCGCUCAGAGACACACCCCGGCCGCCCGCCCUUCUAAACACACACACACUAAAACACACAGAUGUGUGCACACGCUCAAAUACACACACAGAUGCACACACACAGAAACGCAUACAUACACAGUUACAAGCAUUCCUCUUCCUCUCCCUCAUCUUACAGUGGCAAACUGCCUCCCUCAAUCCCUCUCCUCCACACACACACACACACACACACACACACUUCUGACCCCACCCUUGUUGUUGUGCCAGGCUUCUUGAUACAUCGAUUUCUUUGGAUGAACAUUUCAUUUUUUUCAUUUGAUGAUUAUGUUGUUAUUGUUUUGUGGUUGUUAUUAUUAUUUGUUUGUUUAUGGCUUGAUAUUUUUUUCUGUGGUUUAAGUCAAAGUGAUUUUUUGUAAUUGUUUUGAUUUUUUUGUGUACAAUGAGGGAGUUGAUGUAAUACAAGAUACAUAUACAAACACACAAACACAAACAAACACAUAAACAAACACAUAAACAAACACACAAACACAUAAACAAACAAAGCACUGAGCCCCAAACAGCCACUUUGUGGGGGAGGGGCAUUUUUCCCAAGACCUAGGGGCAGUAAGGGG